AUGAUUCCAAGGCGGUCCUCAAUGCCUUUGAUCCCACCAAGGACCUUUGGCGCCCCGGCCUGGUACACGGGAUGGCCCAAGGAACAGGUGAACAACUUUCACUUUUGGCAUUGCCCAAUGAUUAGGUACACAACGGUUGGCGAAAAGAAAGAGCAGCAUUUUGAUAAAUUGUAUGUGCUGGACCAUGACGUUCUGGAGAACGGGAGCAACCCACUGGCAUUCUCUUGGCCAGCAAAGGCCUUCUCGAAAAUCGAUCCGGUUAAGGUGCCAAAGUUGGAGGUGUGGUUGACAAACGAGGAGCUUGAGCAGGAUUGA
Messenger RNA from Cylindrotheca closterium, 315 nucleotides. NCBI's taxonomy places the organism in Eukaryota, Bacillariophyta, Bacillariophyceae, Bacillariales, Bacillariaceae. The record is from the annotation of a GenBank genome assembly.